UGUUCCACUUCCCAACCGCUGCACUUCCAGUCGGACUGAGGUGAAAUGAGAGGAGGGACGUCCUGCCAAAACGUCUCCCACCAUCACUUUUGACGAUUUCGCCGUGUUAUUAGUAAAAGCGCUCGGUACUUCCUCCAUGAACCAAACAUUUCAUUGUCGGACUUUGGAUAAAGUUGGAGUUCGGCCGCAGCACAAUGUGACCCACACUUGCUGAGACACUUCGGAUUUACUCGGUAUCGUUUUAUUGAUCCAGUGACGUGGGUUACAAGAAUGGGAAAAUUACAGUCCAAACACGCGUGCAAGCGCAGGGAGAACCCAGAAGGGGAUAGUUUUGUUGUGAAUGCUUUCCUCCGGAGGAGCAUGGACGAGUCUGAGCGCUAUGGAGGGAUGGAUCACAAGAUGAAGAACAUGCAGGAGUUUUCAAAUGGGCAUCUGAAAGCAGGACACCUCGCAGAGCAACACUGCCCCCUUGAGGUGGCGCUCCCUCCGGAGAAGGUGGAUGGCUGCGAAAACUACCUUCAGUACCUUCACGCGGAGGACGGGGAGCGAGAAAUAAAAGCCAACGGGAAGAAACGCAUCAGUCUGGAUGACUUGGAGUGUGAUGUUUCCGUGGAGGAUGACAACCGCCAGGAGUGGAUAUUCACACUUUACGACUUUGACAACAGUGGCAAAGUGACAAAGGAGGAUAUGUCCAGCCUGAUGCACACCAUCUACGAUGUGGUGGACGCCUCGGUUAAUCACUCCUGCCAUAAUAAAAGCAAGACGCUCCGGGUCAAGCUGACUGUCACGCCGGAGCCUAAAUGCCACAAAAAAGAAACAGAUCGCAAUCACCAAGAGGAGAGUCGUCCGUCUGUCAAGCGCAUGUCUGCCUACAUCAGCAGCAGGGGGCAAAGCAACGAGGCCCCGCCCACGGAAGGCCAGCAUUACUGUGUGGACGAGAACACAGAGAGGAGGAAUCACUACCUGGAUUUAGCUGGUAUAGAAAACUACACCUCCAGAUUUGAAGGAACGACGAUCCCUCCCCAGGAGAAUCAAGGCCGAAGCUCCCAGAGCCAGAGCCGCUCUCGUUCCCACGAGCCGGAAGCGCAACUCCACCACCAGCGGCGUUCGCAGGUCAUCGGCGACAGUUACAACCCGGCAGAGUUUCGGGGGAAAGGCGCACAGUUUGUGAAAUCCCCCAAGGGAGCUAACAAAGGAGGGAAUAGCGCCGGCGGUGGCGGCAAAUCCAACAAAUGCCACGGCCAUCACCCGCCUUUGCAAAACAUGUCGCACGGUGGCGGGGGUCAGGAUGUAUACCACUUACCACACCAGGUCCAAGCGUCCGGCCACCAUCAGCACCCUCUACAGUACAGUCACAGCAAACGCGUCCGAGCUAAAGCCCGCGAGGCGCUUUCCCCUACCAAAACGCCGCUUUCCCCGCAGCCUCACCCCCAGGUUGCGCCCUCUGUGCUGCCAGGCUUGGAGAGAGAGCAAAUGUCCGGCCCCCAGGGGAGCCCGGGCUUUGUGGUUCCUGUGGUUCAGCGCCACGAGCACCACCAUCAUCAUGAACAUCACCACCACCACCACUAUCAUCAUUACCACCAGACAUGACCAUUAUGCGCUCAUGUCUAGCGUACAGGACCAAGCACCACUCCCAGUCGAGGAUCUUCGUACUCGCCUCAUGUAAGCUCUACAGAUUAUAUCCUGACAUGUAUGGAGGAGUUUCUAUUGUGAUGGCCAGCUGUUGUGGACCUGAAGAAUUUCAGCUUAGAUUUUCCUUUUUUUUUUUUUUAAAUCAUCUUUUCUGGGACUGCUGAAGCUUUUUAGUAACAAGAGCACACACACACAUACCAGAAAGUCAAAAAGCAGGAGAACUUUGUCCCCUCCUGAUGCUGUUCGCCAUCCCUGGAAGAAAAAUGACAUUCUUGGGAGACCUCUCAAAAAAAAAAAAAAAACACAUGGAUCUCAGGUGUAAAGGUGCUGCUUUUCUACAGAGGCCUCUUUGUCCGUGGACUGAGGGGGAUUUGGAGUUAAAAUAUGGGUUUAUAAAAUCACCACUGCCAGUUUUUAUGCAAAAAAUAUCUCGCUAUAUGUACUGUAUAAAAUAUAUAUAAAUAUAUAUAAAUAUAAACACAUUUUACUGUAUAAUUAUGAUACUGUAUAUGCAUAUGUCAUCAUGAUUAUAAUUAUGCAUAUCUGUAUGUUGUCUUUUAUAUAAUAUAAUAAACAUUAUAAAAUUCAUGUUA
This is a messenger RNA of Syngnathus acus (greater pipefish), 2225 nucleotides long. RefSeq names its product NKD inhibitor of WNT signaling pathway 2b (gene nkd2b). Gene Ontology annotation, molecular function: calcium ion binding. Gene Ontology annotation, biological process: negative regulation of Wnt signaling pathway. Lineage: Eukaryota; Metazoa; Chordata; Actinopteri; Syngnathiformes; Syngnathidae. Bases 271 to 1590 code for a protein of 439 amino acids. The record is from RefSeq and is a predicted model, not a curated record. Gene Ontology annotation, cellular component: cytoplasm. The transcript has 10 exons.